UUACACGGCGAAUUGGUGACUGAUUGUCGCUGCCGCUAUCGACCAGUGAGCCACGAGAAUCGGCCUGGAGCAAAACGACGACGAAAGCCAGCAAGAACGGCAGGAUGUUGCCAUCGCGGUGGCGUUUCUUCCUCUCAUUAUGCCUCACCACUAGCAUAUACACCCAGCUCGUUGCCUCCCAAACACAGGCUCAACUCGUCGGCUGCGAAACCCUGGGCUGUUCCUCCACAGGCUGCACAUUAGGCAACGUAACCAACGCGUUCCUCGGAGCCACAAGCUUCAACGCUAGUCUUCCAACAUCAACAUCAUCAUCUCCUACCCAAGUCGAAUUGACAUGGACUGUCGGCGCCUUAGCACAAUCACCACCACAAACCUCAGGUUCGAGCUCGUCAACGAAAGACACACUGUUCACCAAGAACUUCUACCUGGGCUAUCCCCCUAGCCUCAACCUCACCACCGACUCCACUGGUGGAUGCGCGCUAUUUUUCGAAGGCAUCGCACGGAGCAUACCGCUCAACGGAAGUGAAUACGGGAGUAUGACGUGCCAGUCAGCGCUGGGUACCCAGUGUACGAGCGAUCUUCUCACGCAGGCGGAGGGACUGGUCAACACCAAAUCCAACACGGUGUGCGCAGAUCUGCAGAGUCAUAUGCAGGCUAGUCCGCCUUCCAGUUGUUUGGGUGUGGCGACGGUGACUUGGGGGUCUGUCGUUGCGAAAGAUCUCACCAGCCCUCAAGCGAUUUCCCAGACAAGUUGUCACCCAUCCGUCGCCGGUGCAGGAUACGACGUCGCACUGAUUGAAACUCAAACCGUCCGAUCGGAAGACGUAUCGAGCGAUCUCGCGCCCUUCUUGUACAGUCUCACUCCCGUCUUGUCCGUGUUCUACUCGGACAGUCAGACAGCUACUACGAAAACAUACCUAUCGUGUCUGAAAGUCAUUGACGCGGCGGCUGGUUCGGUCACGACCACGACGCAGACCAGUGGUGCUCUCGACUUGCCAGUCGGCAGGCUUGUGACAAAGGAAUUAUUGCCGCUCGCGCUUGGAGUAAUACUCACCGGUGUGCUCGGAUGGGUGUGAAGAUGGUGUAUAGGGAAACAAUUUCAAAACUCACACGUUCACCGUUUCAUUUUGACUAUGGGAUUUCAUUCUGUUCAGCUCCUAAUGCUAUCAAAUACGUCUCUGCACACUUUGGGUCCUGGAUACACUCAACAUGUGGUGCAAUCA
Molecule: messenger RNA, 1223 nt
Organism: Exophiala viscosa
Lineage: Eukaryota; Fungi; Ascomycota; Eurotiomycetes; Chaetothyriales; Herpotrichiellaceae
Exons: 2
Coding region: 105-1076 (323 amino acids)
Source: RefSeq, a predicted model, not a curated record